Drosophila montana is the source of this 1594-nucleotide messenger RNA. It is a transcript of the gene C901, whose product is annotated as C901. Gene Ontology annotation, molecular function: signaling receptor binding. Lineage: Eukaryota; Metazoa; Arthropoda; Insecta; Diptera; Drosophilidae. The transcript is spliced from 7 exons. Gene Ontology annotation, cellular component: cell surface; extracellular region; membrane. Gene Ontology annotation, biological process: anatomical structure development; cell communication. The record is from RefSeq and is a predicted model, not a curated record. Bases 11 to 1594 code for a protein of 527 amino acids.
AUAUAUAGAAAUGCCAUCAUCGCACGGAUUGGGUGCCCUGGUGCUGCUGAUGGCCACCACGAUGGGCAGCGGCGAGGCGCUGAGACGGAACUUUGAUGCCCGCCAGACGAGCGUCAACUCGAACAUUCCGCUGUGGAAGCAACGCGCCUGCGAGAAGACGCAAAAGUACAAGAUGAACUCGCACUACACCUGCGACGAGAAGGGCGACGUGAAGUGCCUGCCCGGCUGGCAGGGCGAUCUCUGCCAGGUGCCGAUGUGCCGGCGCGGCUGUGAUCCCAUGAAUGGCUAUUGCCAGCGACCCGGCGAGUGCCGCUGCCGGAUCGGCUACACCGGGGAGCAGUGCGACAAGUGCAUACCGCUGCCGGGCUGCCAGCACGGCACCUGCAGCAAGCCGUUCGAGUGCAUCUGCAAGCCCGGCUGGGAUGGCCUCUUCUGCACGGAACCCAGCUGCCGCAGCGGCUGCCACAGCACGAGGGGCUACUGCGAGGCGCCCGGCGAGUGCCGCUGCCGGAUCGGCUGGGCGGGCCGCAGCUGCAGCGAGUGCGCCACAAUGCCGGGCUGCCAGCACGGCAGCUGCAACAAGCCGCUCGAGUGCAACUGCCAGCCGGGCUAUACGGGCCUGCUCUGCCAGACAGCGCUCUGCGCCUCCGACUGCAGCAAGCAGCAUGGCUAUUGCCGCAAGCCUGGCGAGUGUCGCUGCAAGGUGGGCUGGACGGGCGCACAGUGCGACAAGUGCUUCCCCUAUCCCGGCUGCGUCAACGGCGACUGCGAGGCGCCCUGGGAGUGCAACUGCCGGCCCGGCUGGGGCGGCAUGCUCUGCGAUGAAAGGCUGAGCUACUGCCUCGACAAUCCGGAGACCUGUGCCAAUGGUGGCAAAUGCGUCUCGCUGAGCCGCGAGGAUGGCAGCUAUCGCUGCCAGUGCCGCCAGGGCUACCUGGGCAAGAACUGCGAGAUAUUGGAUGAGUUUCUGCUGACCUCUGUGGCGCCACCGCGCAUUACGCCGCCGCCGCUGGAGCCGGCGCCGGCGCCUGAUGACAACAGCAGCCACACGGAGCUGGCAACAAAGUUGCCAACGCUGGGAUUAGGCGAGGCCACAGCUGCACCAACAACAACAGCGAGGACAACAGCAAUGGGCGAGGCACUGGCACUGGGUCUGGGGCUGGGCGCAGAGACCGCAGCCACACGCCUUGCCAGCCACAAUGCGUCUAAUGAAGCGUUAAGCGGCAUUGCAGCUGCUGAGGAGGCGACAACAACGAGGCGUGCCACACCCUCAACAGCAACAGCAACAGCAGCAACAACAACAACAGCACCACAAACACAAGCUGAGGCUAAUGCAACAAGUGGGUCGCCAUCUCCCGCUCCAGUUUCAGCUCCAGCUCCAGCUCCAGCAGGGGCACAGCUCAGUGCACACAGUGAGCAGCUGACGGCGACGACGACGACGGCGCCCGUCAAGGCUGAUGAGGGCGACGAGGAUGAGGACGAGGAGGAUGAGGACGAGGACGAGGAUGAAGAUGAGGAGGACGAGGAGGAGGAUGGCGACGAUUAUGAUGAUGAGGAUGAUGACAAUGAUCAAAUCAUACCAAAUAUUAUUUGA